UUUAAUAUAAGAGUUGAAUCCACAAAAAAAAAUAAUGAAGACUCUUAAUUGGAUAUUCAUAAUGAUUGUACCAUUGGUUGUUUCAAUCAUAAUAUUUUUAAUAUUUUUUAGAACAAAUAUGGCAACUUUAAAAUUAUAUCGAAGCACAAGCGUUGUGUUACCAGAUAGUGUCGAAGAAGCUGGAAUUGUUGUUGAUCAGGAUGGUAAAAUAUCUAAAAUACUCACGAAACCAGAUUUAGAUACAAUGGAUCCAAAUUCAUUUGAGGUAAUUGAUUUUGGAGAUCUGGUAAUAAUGCCAGGAGUUGUGGACUCACAUGUCCAUGUAAACGAACCAGGGCGAACCGACUGGGAAGGAUAUACCACAGCAACACGAGCUGCAGCUAAAGGAGGUGUUACAACAAUCAUCGAUAUGCCAUUAAACUCAAUUCCACCAACCACAACGAUAGAAAAUUUUAACACAAAAUUAAAAGCUGCCGAGGGUAAAAAUUAUGUGGAUCUUGGAUUUUGGGGUGGUGUUAUACCUGGAAAUCAAAAUGAGUUGGUCAAACUUGUGGAAGCUGGUGUUGUUGGUUUUAAAUGUUUUCUAUGUCCAAGUGGUGUUGAUGAGUUUCCAAAUGUUAAUCAAGAAGAUAUUCAAUUAGCCUUGCAAGCUUUGGAAGGGACGAAUUCUGUAUUAGCGUUUCAUGCCGAAUUAGAACUGAAUAAUACAACACCAAUCGGUGAUCCCACAAUUUACGAAACAUUUUUGGAAAGUCGUCCAGAUGAAAUGGAAGUUGAAGCUAUUAAAAUUGUCACCGAAUUAUGUGCAAAACAUAGUGUUCGUUGCCACAUUGUCCACUUAGCAGCUGCCAAAGCAUUGCCUAUUUUACGUAAAUUUAGAGCAAAAAAUAAGAAUCUAACUGUCGAAACAUGUCACCAUUAUUUAACAUUUAGUUCCGAAGAAAUUCCACAGGGUAAAACGCAAUAUAAAUGUUGCCCUCCAAUAAGGGAUCAUGAAAAUCGGGAACUCUUGUGGGCAGCCUUACAAAACCACGAUAUCGAUCAAGUUGUAUCUGAUCAUUCUCCAUGUACACCAAAUUUAAAAUUUUUGAACAACACUGAGAAACCCGCAGAUUUCAUGAAAGCUUGGGGUGGAAUUGCAUCUGUACAAUUUGGAUUAUCAUUAUUUUGGACGGAGGCUCGUAAACGUGGCUUAAAUUUGUUGGAUGUUUCACAUUUCUUAUGUAAAGGUCCAUCAAAAUUGAUUGGUUUAGAAAGUAAAAAAGGUCAAUUAAAAGAAGGUUUAGAUGCAGAUUUUGUCGUAUGGAAUCAAAAUGAAACAUUUGUAGUCAAACAAUCUGAUAUUGAGAUGAAAAAUAAGAUAACGCCAUAUUUAAAUAUGGAAUUUUAUGGGAAAGUUUAUAAAACAUUUGUUCGCGGUCUGAAAGUGUACGAUAAAGAUGAAGGAUUUUCGGAAACACCUUUGGGUAAAUUAAAUAUUAAGAAAGGUGUAAAAAAUUAG
Messenger RNA from Chrysoperla carnea, 1501 nucleotides. Its product is annotated as allantoinase, mitochondrial-like. Gene Ontology annotation, biological process: allantoin catabolic process; purine nucleobase catabolic process. Gene Ontology annotation, cellular component: cytoplasm. Bases 35 to 1501 code for a protein of 488 amino acids. The transcript is spliced from 8 exons. The record is from RefSeq and is a predicted model, not a curated record. NCBI's taxonomy places the organism in Eukaryota, Metazoa, Arthropoda, Insecta, Neuroptera, Chrysopidae. Gene Ontology annotation, molecular function: cobalt ion binding; allantoinase activity; zinc ion binding.